AUGAACAUAGAUUACAGCCCUCCAAUAUCCAUAGACCAGGAAAUGCCGACUGUUCAAACUCCUACCAUGGUUCUGGAUCCAUUUGUCAGACGUAAUACACUGACAUGGGAGGAACAAGAGGCUGCCAUUAUUGAACAAGAAAAUAGACUACACAAGGCAGCCAAGGAACAAAGAGAAAAGUUUUUAAAUACCAUAAUACAAGAACAGAUGGAGUUAGAUAAUGAGAUAGCUAAAGUACAUAUGGUUAAAGAAAUUGAUCGACAAAAACUCAUAAAAGCAAUACAAGAAGAUGAAAAAGAAAUUGAAUGUUUAGUCAAGAACUUUAUACAAUCUGACUAUUUAAAACCAGAAAUAAUACAACAACAACUUGCUUACGAGCAGGCUGAGCAUGACAGGUUACUUGAGAUUACCAGACAAAACUAUGAUAAUAUCAAAAAGGCUGAUGUAUUAAGGGCAAUGGAAAUGCUCAUCGAAGAAGACUAUGCAGUGAGACAUUCCAAGAAAUAUUAUGAAGAUUCUCUGAAUAAUGUGAAACAAAGCAUGCUUAUGCAGGAUUUAGAAGUAAGUGAAAAAUUGACUGAGCUAUUAAACGCCAAAGACCAAUCCCGCACAGCUUUAGUGGAACAGCUAUUAGAAGAUCAGGACAUUCAAAUGGCGAUUGUAGCUUCAUUGCUAGAAAAGGUUGAUGCAAAAACAUGGAGCUUGAAUCAGGAAAUAUCAUUGAUUUCUUCACAUUUGGCACGGCUCAGUGUUAUAGAACAAGAAAAGAAAAGAUUGCAAAUAGCAUAUAAUUAUAAUGAGUUGCUUCACCAGAGAAUACAAUUGGUUAAUUUAUUAGAUGACCUUUUUGGUCAACAGAAUAAAAGACGAAAACAACUUGUUGAAACUUUAAAGGAAAUGGAUAGUGAAACGAAUAAAUCCAAUGAUUUCUGGUUAAAGAAUUACCAGAAGUUAAUGGAUUCUGCUCCAAGAACUUUAUUGGAUAUUGGAAAAAGUUUGGACCCCAUUCUAGCUAAUUACCUUUUACAAGAGGGUGUAAUACAUUGUUUGCCAUUCUUGGUCAAAUUUUUGUUUUCUGGUGACUCCUUAUUGAACAUCACCAAAGAAGAACUAAAGUUGAGUGGUGUCUCAUUGUCAACUGACAGAGAUGCUAUAAUAAGAGCAAUACAUUUGUAUGUGGGAGCUAAGAGUCAGAACCACAACUAUGAGGCAUCACCUGUUGGUGCACCAAGUGCUCCCACUGAAGAACUGACUGAGGAGCAGCAAUGUACCGGAGUAGUCACAACAAGCCAAGCUGAUGACACAGUGCUGGAAGCAGAAUGUGUAAUUUGUAUGGAUGCUAAGAGUGAGGUGGUGUUUGUACCAUGUGGUCACAUGUGUUGCUGCCAGCCAUGUGCUGGCAAGGAGAUGGAGAGCUGUCCUAUGUGCAGAACUACCAUAGAAAGGACAAUCAAAGUGAUGAUUGCAUGA
Molecule: messenger RNA, 1470 nt
Organism: Spodoptera littoralis (African cotton leafworm)
Lineage: Eukaryota; Metazoa; Arthropoda; Insecta; Lepidoptera; Noctuidae
Source: the annotation of a GenBank genome assembly